CGCCUCCUUCCUCCGCCCUCGUUUACCAUUUCCAGCGCUGCGUGUGUAGAGAGAGAGUGAGGGAGAGAGUCUCCGUAGAGAGAGAGAGAGAGAGAGAGAGAGAGAGAGAGAGCUCCUCGCUGAUAUUCAGAAAUUAGGGGCGUGACCUGAGAUCAAAUCGGAACAGAACCUCCGAUCGAAAUCCGCCGGUUCCAUCACCAUGUGGAGAAGACUCGUCUCUUCACAGCUCAAAACCCUAGCCACCUCCCCUGCCCCUCGCCGAUCUGCCCCAGCCACGGCAUCCGCCACUCGGCUUCUCACCAACAGAUAUGUCAUUUCUUCUUCGCCUUCCUCCGCUCCCGCCGCUCGCCACUUCAGUGCACAAUCUGAAUCUGCUGUGAAGAAGAAGGUUGAAGAUGUGAUGCCCAUAGCUACUGGACAUGAGCGGGAGGAGCUUGAGGCAGAGCUUGAGGGGAAGAAUCUUCUUGACAUAGACAAUCCUGAGGGUCCUUUUGGGACAAAGGAAGCUCCUGCGGUUGUUAAGUCCUAUUAUGACAAGAGAAUAGUUGGAUGCCCUGGAGGUGAAGGGGAGGACGAGCACGACGUGGUUUGGUUUUGGCUGGAGAAAGGCAAACCUCACGAAUGCCCUGUCUGCUCACAGUAUUUUGUGCUGGAAGUUGUAGGCCCCGGCGGACCUCCAGAUGGCCACGGUGAUGACGACCACCAUUGAUUUGAUAUUUCGAUUUCUCGGUUGAAAUAAGUCUGGAGGGGAGACGAUGAAACAGUUCUCUGUAUACCAAUGAGCAGUCUGUUAGAAUGAACGGCUUUUUCUGUUUGUUUCAAAUUGAUAUUAGGCUUCUCAGGGCUGUUGCUCUGCAACAUUGGGAUCGUAUCCUUUUGCUUUGGUUUUGGUACUGUAGAUGCUGGAAGGGCGGCAUUGGAGCCUUAAAUCUAGAAGCCCUUCCCAUUCAAUGCACCGGAAUAAUGAUUCUUUCAUCGAACUUCAUCAAUGCAAACGUACAUUUCAUUUUUGUUGGCAA
Messenger RNA from Punica granatum (pomegranate), 1019 nucleotides. The record is from RefSeq and is a predicted model, not a curated record. NCBI's taxonomy places the organism in Eukaryota, Viridiplantae, Streptophyta, Magnoliopsida, Myrtales, Lythraceae.